AACUCGAAAAACAUUAUUGUUAUUGAUUAGUCUGUAAGUGGUUUCGUCUUACUUUAUUUUGUUUCAGAAAUACAUACAUAAAAUCUUUGAAAAUAUGACAGAGUACACAAAACCGCCUCUCGAUCCAAAUUUAGGUAAAUUUUUCGAAAAGAAUGAUUAUGAUUCCCUUGCCAAGUAUCUUGUGGGUAACAACAGCAGAUUUCGUGAAAAUAUAAUUAUUCCAAAAGUGUUAGGGCCAGUUAUUAUUAAAACUAACGAAGAGAAAAUGAUAGAAGCCACAGUGGAAAGUUGUCCAUUCAAAUCUAUAACCAGUUGCAUUAUUGGAUAUGGUUUAGGUGCAGCUGUGGGCUUAUUCACGUCAUCACUAAUGCCUAAUGUAACAGAUACAACUGCACAACAGACCCAAACAGCCAGAGAAAUAUUAAGAGAAAUGAAAGGAUCAAUGCUGAGUUAUGCAAAAAAUUUUGCUAUACUAGGAGCCGUAUUCUCAGGGGUAGAGUGCUGUAUAGAAACUGCUAGAGGGAAGUCAGAUUGGAAGAAUGGUACAUAUGCGGGUGGUAUAACUGGAGGACUAAUUGGAUUAAGAGGUGGACUUAAGGCUGGAUUAUUUGGGGCAGCAGGGUUUGCAGCUUUUUCUACUGCUAUUGAUUAUUAUAUGCAUCAACGUUAAUAACUUAUUAGAUUAUUAUAUGUAUAUAAAUUAGUCAAUAUCUUGAUUUUAAUUUUAUUAAUAAUCUUAAAAAAAAAUUAUAAACAAACUUUUUCAUGCUGUAAAAACAAUUAUUUGCAACUACGUAUAUGUUAGCCAUAGAAUGGUGUAAUAUGUAAAAAAAAUGUUUCAAAUAAUCGUAACUUAGUAGCCAACAGCAGUGUUUCCACUUCCUUGGAGUAAGUGUUCUGUAGUUUACUCAUUCAAACCUUUGAAUUGAAUGCACCAAACCCAAGAAUUUUAAAUAAAAACCACAUUACAUUUCAUUCAACAGAAUUAUGAAAUAAAUAAUGAAUUAUGUAGAUGAGACAUUAGAUAAAAAUGUGUAUAUAUGUGCGUCCCAGCAGUACACGAUGGUCCCAGCUUAGCGUCAAGUAUUCACGCGCAUGCAAUGCGAGCAAGUCGCUGAUUUUCAGCUGCAACCAAGAGUGAACGCAAAUCAGUUAAACCAUUCUAAAUAUUAUAUUUUAUAGAUAAAAAAUAAAUAACAUAAAUAGAAAAAUAUAAAAUUCAUAUAGUAAAUAUUUUUUGAAUAAUAAUAAGGAAGUAUUUAAAAAAAACGAUAGCACUAAAUAAGCACCUCCACUAGAUGGCGACUCUAGCAAAAGUUGUUUUUGCAGGAAACGAAUGGAUCAAAGAGAGUCAUUUCCGUUCCUAUUAACUAAUUUAUAAAAAAACUGACAUUUGAAUUCUUCGAAACUUACUUAGAUAAUAAAUAAAGCACAUUACACAAAUUGGGAGAAUCACUGAUGAAUCAUUAAUUUUUUAAUGAAUACAUUUAUAAAAUUGUGUAUAAAAUCUACAUUUAUAUUCCGGAUGUUGGAGGCUUGGUGACCUGUAAAACGGGUUUUACACUCAAGUGCAGUCUCCACGAUAAAUUCUGAAGUCCUUGAUACGCUCUGCACUUUUGUACAUUUUUUUGAUAUUGUGGAGGAAAAUAAAGAAAUAUUAUUAUUAUAAUACAAAUACGAAAAAGUACAAAUAGAAUAUGAGUUGUUUAUUGAGUUUUGAAAACUAAUUUACUUUUAAACAUGAAAGAAAACCGGAAAGGUUGUCAUGGCGUAAUCAAAAACGUACCGUGGCGACAUCUUGUUAGAUUUCGGGAACUAAUGUUUUUUUUUAAAUACUUCCUAAUUACUAUAUGUACUUAUUAUAAAAUUAAAGUCAAAUUUAUUAUUAUUUCAUUAAAAUCAAGUUAAAUUGUAUAAUUCGAUAUUAUCGAUGAUAAACCAAUGAUAUUAAUAUGUCUAGAUACG
This is a messenger RNA of Diatraea saccharalis (sugarcane borer), 1965 nucleotides long. Lineage: Eukaryota; Metazoa; Arthropoda; Insecta; Lepidoptera; Crambidae. The record is from the annotation of a GenBank genome assembly.